AAGCACUUUAUGCCCGAGAAACCAACCACGAUAGCAGCCUACGCUGCAGGUGCUUCCUUAGCUGCCAUCACCCUCUUCUACGUUUUCGGGCCUAAUUUCACCAUUGACGGCGAAGAUUCCAACAUUAGUGGGCGCAAGAAGGGCAUCGUUGGCCUGUCCAACCCGGCCAAUGACUGCUUUAUCAAUUCUGUUCUACAGGCCCUAGCUGGCCUAGGCGAGCUGCGAGUAUACCUUAUCCGCGAACUACACAAGCGAGACCUAGAAGGCGCUGAAAUAUAUGAUGCAUUGCCACCGGUGGAGGAGCUGAGAUCCGGCGAGGUUGCGGAGAAGGUGAAGAAGUUGCAGCUUGCGCCGGUGACGAGGGCGUUGAAGGACAUGCUCGAUGGACUGAAUGAGCGGCCGAUAUACAAGAAAACAAUAUCUGCUAGGGGAUUCGUGCACGCUCUAGAACUUGCGUUUCAUACAAGGAUAAGCAGGAACCAGCAGGAUGCGCAGGAGUUUUUACAGGUCGUUGUUGAGCGUCUGUGUGAUGAGUAUCAUGCCGGAGUGAGGGCGAGGAAGCGAGCGAUGAAGCACAUUGCCGCUCCUGUGCCCAUGGCCGAUGAAGAUGCAGAAUUGCCUCGAGAGGCCGUAGACGGUGAAGAUGCGAACACUACCCCGAUGAUAGAGCUGAGCAUGCAGGAUGGCAGUUCCAAGCCGGUGGUUGAAGCCGAAUCAGAGGCUGGCUUCCCGCUCGAAGGAAUGCUCGAAUCCCAGAUCGAGUGCGAGCACUGCAAGUACAAAUAUAAACCAAAGCAGACAUCCUUUGUCAACCUCACCUUACAGGUGCCCCAGAAGAGCUCGGCAACCUUGAGCUCCUGUUUCGACGGGCUGUUGAAAACAGAAUAUAUCGAUGACUUCCGCUGUGAAAGAUGCCAGCUCGUCUAUACCCUUGAGCAGAAAUGCAAGGCACGGUCUCGCGCCUCGUCAGAGAACACGGGAGAGUCUCUGGAUAACGAAAUAGCACUUCUCAAGCAAGCUAUCGAGAAUGACCCCGAAAUAAUCCCUGAAGGCGUCACUAUGCCCAACCCGUCAGAGGUCCCUCGUCGCAGGAUAGCAAAAUAUAUGCGAAUCACGGUGUUCCCAAAGGUGAUUGCUAUUCACCUCUCCAGGUCAAUAUUCGAUCAUGCUUUCUCUACCAAGAACGCAGCAAAGGUCUCGUUCCCAGAACGCCUGGCGCUGGGGGGCUUCCUGGAGAAGAAAUGGUACAAGCUUCUUGCUAUCGUCUGCCAUAAGGGGAGCCAUAACAGCGGCCACUACGAGUCCUUCAGACGGAAUCACGUCUACGCACCCUUUUCAACACCGGAUGUUUUCCGUUCAUACGCCCAGAGCCGCGCCCAGAGCCAGAAUCCCUCUACCUUCCCUAGCCCACGGAUAAAUUCCUCCCCGUCAAAGCAAAACACAGGCGACAUGACUCCUCUAAACAUAUCACCCGUAUCCCAAUCUCCGUCCACCACCGCAUCAACAGUCUCCUUCCCGGUCGCCGGAGGCACCGCAACAGACACAACCCCUUCGAUCCCCUCCCGGCCUGCCUCAGGUCAAGCAUCUCAGCUAUCGUCCAAACCAUCACAUUUACAGUCCACAUCUGGGGCUCAACCCAACACCCCAGACAGAGCUCCUUCUACUUCCUCAUCCUCCAUAAGACGACAUAUUGACGCAGCUUUACCCGGCGACCUUCUCUCUCCACGCCGCGAUCCAACUGUCAAGCGAAGCAAACCAGCAACUCCCACACCAGACGCGCCACCGUCAUCGUCUUCCAGAUUCCGGUGGAAGAAAAAACCCAGUGAACGCUGGUGGCGUAUUAGCGACGAGAGAAUCAGAGAGUGUAAGACCAGCGACGUCCUGAACAUGCAGAAAGAGGUCUACUUGCUAUUUUACGAAUUAGAGCGCCCUAGCGACGAUUCAUGAUACCUUA
Molecule: messenger RNA, 1954 nt
Organism: Microsporum canis CBS 113480
Lineage: Eukaryota; Fungi; Ascomycota; Eurotiomycetes; Onygenales; Arthrodermataceae
Exons: 1
Coding region: 10-1947 (645 amino acids)
Biological process (GO): protein deubiquitination
Cellular component (GO): cytosol; nucleus
Molecular function (GO): cysteine-type endopeptidase activity; cysteine-type deubiquitinase activity
Source: RefSeq, a predicted model, not a curated record